Schistocerca americana (American grasshopper) is the source of this 1388-nucleotide messenger RNA. Its product is annotated as CLIP domain-containing serine protease 2-like. The coding region runs from base 1 to 1173 and encodes 390 amino acids. Gene Ontology annotation, molecular function: serine-type endopeptidase activity. The transcript is spliced from 7 exons. Gene Ontology annotation, biological process: proteolysis. Lineage: Eukaryota; Metazoa; Arthropoda; Insecta; Orthoptera; Acrididae. The record is from RefSeq and is a predicted model, not a curated record.
AUGGUAAAUGAGACGACGGCCCUUAAAAAUGGCACGAAUGACAAUAUUUCCUGGGAGGAGUCAGUACCAGAAUCCGAUGGUGACGACUGCUUGUUUGUUGAUGGGCGAGAUGGCACUUGCAAGCCACUGCCACGCUGCACAGAGCUAUUUCAGCUGCUGCAGGCAUCACCCUCACGACAGACCAUAGAACUGCUUUCACGCUCGAACUGUGGAUACCAGGGCAAGGUUCCAGUAGUCUGCUGCCCACAGCAAAAAAUCCAACCAAGUGGCUUUUCUUCCACUGAUGGUCUUCCUGCUCCUAUCUCAGAGCAGCCCAACGAUGUGAGUCUACAUCCAAGAGUGGGUCUUUUACCAUUCAGUGAAUGUGGGCAUGCAGAGAGUGAUCGAAUUAUAGGUGGAAAUGAAACAGGAUUAUUUGAAUUCCCAUGGAUGGCUCUCUUAGGCUACAAGACACGUGAUAAUAAGUUUUAUGGAUUCCGUUGUGGAGGAUCACUUAUUAAUGGGAAGUACGUCUUAACUGCUGCCCAUUGCAUACCAAAUCCACAUGACCCUUCUGGAUUAAAACUAUCCACAAUAAGACUGGGAGAGCAUGACCUCAGAAGCCCAAGAGACUGUGAAGACAAUGGGCUAGUUUGUGCACCAGAACCACAGGACUUUGAAAUUGAAUAUGCAAUUGCACAUCCAUCAUUCACGAAAGACAAACUUCAAAAUGAUGUUGGCCUUGUGCGUAUUCGAGGAGAAGCUCAAUUCACAGAGACAGUGAAGCCAAUCUGUUUACCAGUUGGAGAAGAGCAACAGUAUAUGAACCCUAACAAGAAGAGGAUGAUUGUUGCUGGCUGGGGAGUUACUGAAACAGGAACCAGCAGUUCAAAGCUUCUCAAAGUGACAGUUCCAGUUGUACCUGUACAAAGAUGUGCUGCAGCAUAUAAAAGAACUAAUGCAGUAAUUAACAUCAAACAGAUAUGUGCUGGAGGCUCUGAAGGGCGUGAUUCAUGUGCUGGAGACAGUGGAGGGCCUUUAAUGAUAAAUGAAAACAGUAACAAGGGUCCAGUGAUGGUGCAGUAUGGAAUAGUUUCAUUUGGCCCAAAGAAGUGUGCAUCUGAGGGCUAUCCAGGAGUGUACACAAGAGUGGCAUAUUACAUGGAUUGGGUACUUGACAAUAUGCAGCCGUGAAACUACAUUUUGUUUUCAUAAUGAAAACGAAGACCACAAUUGUGAUACCUGUUGUAUAUAUGGUACUGUUUCAAUAGCAAUGACUGUUUUUAUUUAUUUUUGGCUGUAUUGUGUGAUCUUUAUCAUGCUAUAGAGAUCAUUUACCAAGAUCUAGUGAAAUAUUUUCAGAGUGUAUAUUCUGUAUAUAUGGUAAUUAUGCACCUCUAACGAGGUGC